Cucurbita moschata (crookneck pumpkin) is the source of this 1184-nucleotide messenger RNA. RefSeq names its product adenylyl-sulfate kinase 3-like. The record is from RefSeq and is a predicted model, not a curated record. NCBI's taxonomy places the organism in Eukaryota, Viridiplantae, Streptophyta, Magnoliopsida, Cucurbitales, Cucurbitaceae. Bases 321 to 1181 code for a protein of 286 amino acids. Gene Ontology annotation, biological process: sulfate assimilation. Gene Ontology annotation, molecular function: ATP binding; adenylylsulfate kinase activity. The transcript has 8 exons.
UCACACCGUGACAAAGCUAAAGAAAUUAACAAUUUCUGCGCAGCACAUUCAUAGUCGUUAUCCAAAUAUAUUGCUAAAAGCUGAGUAAUUAGUGCUUGAUUCCUUGUGUGGAUUCCAUCUUCUAGUGACAGCUGAGCCUCCCUUCCUCACCCACGCUGUUGUUGCUUUACACAUCCGCUUUCUGUCGUCUCUCUGCCUUUUCAGUUGCCAUUCCCAUUUAUCCGAGCUGAACUACAGGUGGAUGUCCCAUUGUUUACGGAACUACCUCCGCUACCUCCUCCGACGGACCUCUUUCAACGCUAUUUUCAAUCUUAUCCAAGAUGGUCACGUUGCAAGUGGCGCGACCGCUGGUUCACAUGAAUGAAUACCGGCCGUUGAUCUCCUCAUCUCUGGGGAGGUUGAAGCUGGUGAACGUUGCUGUGAACAAUGCGAUUGGACUGAAGCGGAGUUGUAGAGGAUGUCGGUUCUGUUGCGAUGCUGUUGCUACUGGUUUUUUCCAACCAUUUAAAGCGUUGACGAACAAUUGCUCUGCGAUUCACGGUAAAGGUUGCCAUGAGACCUCAACUGGUGGGAAGUCGACAAAUAUCGUCUGGCAUGAUUGCCCCGUCAGGAAGCCUCAAAGAGAAAAGUUGAUUCAGCAGAAAGGCUGUGUCAUAUGGAUAACUGGUCUUAGUGGUUCAGGAAAAAGCACUUUGGCAUGUGCAUUAAGCCAAGGCUUACAUUCAAGAAGAAAGCUGACCUACGUCCUUGAUGGCGACAAUAUUAGGCAUGGUCUAAACAGUGAUCUUAGUUUUGAAUCCAAAGAUCGAGCGGAAAACAUAAGGAGAAUUGGUGAGGUAGCAAGCCUAUUCGCAGAUGCUGGGAUUAUUUGUAUUGCUAGUUUAAUAUCCCCUUUCCGGAAGGACAGAGAUGCCUGUCGAGCUCUGUUGGCAGAAGGCGAUUUCAUUGAGGUUUUCCUUGAUGUGCCACUUAAGGUAUGUGAAGCCCGGGAUCCAAAGGGUCUGUAUAAACUGUCCAGAGCAGGAAAGAUUCAAGGAUUCACGGGGAUAGAUGAUCCAUAUGAAGAACCAUUAAAUUGCGAGAUUUUAUUGCAAUACAAAGAAGGAAUCUGCUCGUCCCCUAAUGAAAUGGCGGAAGAAGUAAUUUCAUAUUUAGAAGAGAGAGGGUACCUGCAAAAUUAAGAG